AUGGCCGUCCGAUUAUUCCUGGGCUGCUCGCUGGGCCUGCUCGCCUCCGUCGCUGCUGCAGCUGCCGCACCCGCCAAUGGCACGGAUCCCUUCCAGCUGUCGUGCCUCUCCUUCCAGCCGCAGACGCACGUCUACAACGCCACGCUGACGGCCCGCGAGUUCGUCCCGGCCAACACCAACCUCACCUUCCCGGACAACGACGCAACAUGCAGCCGCGCCAGCCAGCUGGUGCCGGCCGACAUCUGCCGCAUCGCCCUGUCCAUCCCGACCUCGAACAGGUCCAGCAUCACCUACGAGAUGUGGCUGCCGCGCGAGUGGACCGGCCGCUUCGUGGCCACGGGCAACGGCGGCAUUGACGGAUGCGUCAAGUACGAGGACCUGGCCUACACGUCGCAGAACGGCUUUGCCGCCGUCGGCUCCAACAACGGCCACAACGGCACCUACGGCAAUGCCUUCUACCAGAACGACGAGGUGAUGUCAGACUUCGCCUGGCGAUCCCUCCACACCAUCACCGACGUCGGCAAGAAGCUCACCAACCUCUUCUACCAAGGCGACAUCACCAAGUCGUACUACCUGGGCUGCUCGCUGGGCGGCCGCAUGGGCAUCAAGGCCGCCGAGCACUUCCCCGACGACUACGAUGGCAUCGUCGCCGGCGCCCCUGCCGUCGACUUCAACAACCUGAUCGCGUGGCGAGCCAGCUUCUAUCCCAUCACUGGCGCCAAGGGCUCCGCCAACUUCAUCUCCGCCGACACCUGGAAGACGACCAUCCACAACGAGGUCCUGAACCAGUGUGACAGCAUCGACGGCGCCGAAGACGGCAUCAUCGAGGACCCGACCCUCUGUCACUUCAACCCCGAGACGCUCCUCUGCCGCGGCAACAGCACCGACUGCCUCAAUGCCGUCCAGGUCGGCAUCGUGCGCCAGGUCUUCUCCCCCUUUUUCGGGCUCGACGGCGGCCUCAUCUUCCCGGGCAUGCAGCCGGGCUCGGAAGAGCUCGCCGUGUCCAAGCUCUACGCGGGCGCUCCCUUCUCCUACUCGGAAGACUGGUUCAAGUACGUCAUCUACGACCCCAGCUGGGACGCCGCCACUUUCACCGCGCUCGACGCCGCCUACGCCGAGCUGCGCAACCCCGCCAACAUCCGCACGUGGCCGGCAUCGUUGGCCCGCUUCCAGCGGCGGGGCGGCAAGCUGCUGUCAUACCACGGCCAGCAGGACAACCAGAUCUCGUCGUUCAACACGCCGCGCUUCUACCACCACCUCAUGCGCGGCAUGGGCUAUUCGUACGCCGACAUGGACGCCUUCUUCCGCUUCUUCCGCGUCAGCGGCAUGAACCACUGCAACAGCGGGCCCGGCGCCUGGGUGCUGGGCCAGGGCGGCGGCGCCCCCGCCGAGGGCAUCCCCUUCGACGCCGCCCACAACGUGCUGGCCGCCAUGGUCGACUGGGUCGAGAAGGACGAGGCGCCCCGGACCAUCACCGGCACCAAGUUCGUCGACGACGAGGUCGACAACGGCGUCGCCUUUGAGCGCAGGCACUGCCUGUUCCCGCGCCGGAACACGCUCGUCGGCGCGGACCCGACCGAUCCGGACAGCUGGGAGUGCAAGUGGGCGGCCAACUGGUGGUCUGGCCCGGAUGGCGGCGCGGCGGAGGGAUUUGGUAAUCCGUGGCUGAAUGGGUUUGGAGACGGCCACGGCCACGGCCACGGCCACGGCCACGGCCCUGGCCACGACCAUGACCACGACAACGAUUACAACCGUGAGCGUGGUCACGGUCGCCCAUGA
This is a messenger RNA of Diplodia corticola, 1779 nucleotides long. RefSeq names its product feruloyl esterase b. The transcript is spliced from 4 exons. The coding region runs from base 1 to 1779 and encodes 592 amino acids. NCBI's taxonomy places the organism in Eukaryota, Fungi, Ascomycota, Dothideomycetes, Botryosphaeriales, Botryosphaeriaceae. The record is from RefSeq and is a predicted model, not a curated record.